AUGGUAUUCCCUUGGGAACAUUACCAUGAGGGUGUAGACUCAGUCCCUUUCCUCGUUGACCUCACCAAUCCCAGCAAACCCCGAGUUCGUUCCAAGUGCUGCAAGCUUACAUCUCUUCUCGAGGAUGUGCUGUGUGAUGAGUGUGCUGACAUCUCUCAGCACAUCAAUCACCUCGCAGACACUGCACAAAACCCCAAGUCCCACACUAAUUACCGCUUUCUGGGCCUUGCGCACAUGCAAGACCUCGCCAAAUGCUAUGCCAAUCAAACGAGGCAGCUGAAGCUGCAGGGACUCAAUGAUUCACGGAAACAUAUGACCUCCCUCACCCAACUUGAUGAUUAUCAUCGUCUUCUCAUGGCUAUAUUGGAGAAAGACAUCCCCCGCCUUCACCAGGUUGUCAAUGUCGUGUUACGCAAUGGCGCCAGCAUCCGGGAGAUAGUUAACAAGCUUGAGGAUGCGUCAACAUUGGUUUUGCAUAUUGGUGGUCGUCAGCUCCUCUUCGCACUUAACCAAGGCCUCGGUCUCCCCUCCAUCCGCACUCUUCGCACCAGAUCCACCUUCACAACACUCACCCCCACCAUCGUGCCUAUCCGUGAUGAUAAACUUGACGCGAAUAUCCAUUCAGUGGUUCUAAGCUCUCGUACUGACAUCACAACCCUGCGUGGUGUAAGUCUAAUGGUUGAUGAAAUUGUGCUGGAAGAGAUGGUGGUUCACCUCAGCAAAUACAACAAGAUUGCCGGCCUUUGCUGGAAACAUUCACAUGUUGUUGACCCCGUCCUCCACACUUAUGACUCCGCCAUCACCAUCACACAGAAAAUCCAAGACGGUGAAGUUCAUCUUGGGAAGGAGCUUACCGUCAUAGGUGUCGCAUGCUUCAGAGAGGACGAACUCUACCCUAUCUUAGCAGCACCUACCUGCAAGACCGAAGACGCUAGUGACAUGGAGGGUUUGCUUGCUCGUGCAAUUGGGCGGUGGAAUGCUACAGGAGCAGCUUCAGCUGUUGGACCAGUGUGGUCCUUUGCGACCGACGGAGACGCUACCCGGCAUGCAGCAGGGCACCGACUUUUCUUGAAGAACCCUCUGUCCCAAUACUCAGAGCUAUAUGGUAUCCUUGGGAACAUGCCUGGCUUGAACACCAUGACAGGUGAUGCCGAGGUUACACUCGAUUUUGACUUCAAGCAUAUCUUCAAACAUGAGUGUUUCUGUACUCUGAUCCGUCCCCCUGCAGGAAUCAUCCUCAAUAACGGGCGCAUCAUUAAUUCAAUGAUGUUGGCGUGUUACCUCGUUUGGUUGCCUGUGUACAAUGAAACAAGUGUCAUCAAACUCCUCCACCCUGACGACCCGCAAGAUGUACCCCGCGAAAUUGAGCGUAUGCAGGCCAUAGUUGACUUCUCAAAGUCACAACACGCCCUUCUUACUGAUUCAUUCUCAUCCAAUGUCGAAACACGUGCGGACCUGAUGUCGAUCACACUUCUCAGUCACGUCAUCGAAUCCAUCCUGAUGCCGUUUAUUAACACCAAGCUCUUGCUAUCCGAACAAGUCCAUCAUCUCAGUUGCUAUUCCCACCUCACAUUCACCAUCUUCCGUGUUCAUCACCGUUCAUUUAUGCCAUUCCAGCUUUACUACAACACUCAGACAGCCAUCAAGAACAUCAUUUUGAACAUCGCGAAGCAGCAAGUUCUUGAUCGGAACACAUCAUUCUUCCUCGGUGAUUGCGGAGACGAUCAACUUGAACUCAUGUUUGGUCGGUCGCGCAUGAUUGGUGGACACAAUUCCGGGUGUAUGUAUUCCCAGGCCAUUGAUCGUCUUGGUGCAGCAAAGGACAUUGACAGUGUGUUCAAACGACACCCUGAACUUGAUCCUGGCCACCAGCGUCUCAGUCUUGGCAAGCACAUCAAAGACAUUGACCACAUUAAUCGGCGAAUGUGGAGGGGUGACAUCAUUUGUGGUCGCUGCGACCUUCCAUCAGCAUGGUGUCAAGGGUGUGAGAUUGCGCUUUCUAUUCUAGCUUCUUCCCAGAUCGAUCCCAUCAAUUAUUCAUUCGCUGAACUGUUCCGUGAUCCCGGAACAGACAUACUACGUCCUCUAGGUAUGAAUAAGUACUUCGGCAUCACAGAAGAUGAUCCCGAUGACUCUAGCCGUGUGCCUAUUCCACUGCCAGUGCCUGUGUCUAUACCCUCACAGGUCUUGGAGACUAUGAUGCCCGAUUCUGAGGCUGGUGUGCAUCGCAGCAAAACUUAA
This is a messenger RNA of Suillus clintonianus, 2241 nucleotides long. RefSeq lists its product as uncharacterized. Bases 1 to 2241 code for a protein of 746 amino acids. The transcript is spliced from 4 exons. The record is from RefSeq and is a predicted model, not a curated record. Lineage: Eukaryota; Fungi; Basidiomycota; Agaricomycetes; Boletales; Suillaceae.